CUUUUUUUUGAAGAUUAUCACUUUCCGCAAGAACUAUACAAUAAAGAUACAGGUGACUUCACAACACCUAUCCGUACACUAUUGGACUUUACACCACACAUUUUGCAACAGCUGCCUAAGGACACAAAGGAUCAAAAACCGAUAAAGUCUGAAGACGAAGAUUUUUAUACCCACUCCAACAAAGCAUCAUCCGGCUGGAAGAGUUAUAUAAAAUCGAUUGCGGCAUCCGAGAGAUCAAAGGCAUUGGCAGAAUUUGUGAUUCGAUGCGGUACGGAAUAUCUCAACGACAGCAGUGAAGAAGAGGAGGAACUAGAAGAGAUGUUGAAAAAAGAGAGGCGUAGAAGGCAAAGAGAUAAAGAAGACAGCUAUGGAACACAAAGAGAAAAGAGGGCAAAGACGCAACAACAACAGCAGCAGCAAGUAGCAACAUCUUCUACAACAUCCACUAUUGCAAAAUCUGCAGCAGCAGCCAGUGUACUGUCUUUGUCCUUGUACUCAACUUACCAAGCCAGCUUAAAAUUCAGUGAAGUUUCGUUCCACAACCAAUUAGAAAUAUUGAUCAACCAAAUACAGUCCAUUGUACAAAGCACUGAAAUUUGGAUCGAGGAGCAUGAGAAGUUGGGAGAUCCUGUUUCAGAUAGAAUACGAAAUGAUGUAGUACAAAUUAAGCAGAUUAUUGAGUACUUGACACGGCUCGAUCCACGAGCAAAUAAAAAAAUGGAAGCGGCAGGCUGGGGAUGUGGAGCCAUCGGAGGAUUAUCAGCGGUCGGCGGAUUUGCCUUGGGUAGUGCAGCGGCAAUGACAGGUGGCGCCGUUUUAGCAUUAGGAGGAGCUGCUGUAAUGAUAUCCUCGAAAGCGUUUCAUAAGAGUCAGUUAGGAGCGAGGUUAUUAUUAGAGAAUCAAGUUCGCGAAAGGGUAUCCAGCUGUCAGAAUUCUUUGAAAGAACGGAAAAAAGUGAUUCGUGAUUAUGCUUUAAACAAGCAUGUUAAAAAAGAGACGUCAACUGAAGACAAAAGCGCGAACCCACCUCAAGCAAAUAGAAGGUUAUUACAUUUUUUUGAAAUUUUCCUUUGA
Molecule: messenger RNA, 1074 nt
Organism: Mycotypha africana
Lineage: Eukaryota; Fungi; Mucoromycota; Mucoromycetes; Mucorales; Mycotyphaceae
Exons: 3
Source: RefSeq, a predicted model, not a curated record